Messenger RNA from Cornus florida, 1629 nucleotides. RefSeq names its product aldehyde oxidase GLOX-like. Bases 115 to 1629 code for a protein of 504 amino acids. The record is from RefSeq and is a predicted model, not a curated record. NCBI's taxonomy places the organism in Eukaryota, Viridiplantae, Streptophyta, Magnoliopsida, Cornales, Cornaceae. The transcript has a single exon.
UCCUUCCUCCUCCGGCUUCUACUACUCAUAGCAGCCGGACAAUGUAGCCUGAAUCUGACCCAUGCCGCCGGCGGCUGUUGGAAUCUUCUAAGUCCCAGCAUUGGCAUAGUGGCCAUGCACAUGCAACUCCUCCACAACGACCGAGUUGUCAUCUUCGACCGAACCAACUUCGGCCGUUCCAACAUCUCACUGCCAAACGGCAAAUGCCGCAACGACACCAAAGAAAAGGCUUUGAAAACCGACUGUACGGCCCACUCUGUCGAAUACGACGUCGCAACCAACACUAUACGUCCCCUCAUGGUCCUCACCGACUUGUGGUGCUCCUCGGGUGCUGUGAUGCCUGACGGCCGUCUGAUCCAAACUGGCGGAUUAAAUUAUGGAGAACGUGUGGUCAGAAUUUUUGGACCAUGUAGUGACUGUGAUUGGGAGGAAGUAAACGAUGGGUUAACUCAAAAGAGGUGGUACGCCACCAAUCACAUAUUGCCGGACGGCCGGCAAAUCGUCAUCGGUGGGCGGAAACAGUUCACCUAUGAGUUUUAUCCAAAAACUGCUUCAGCUUCAAAACCUUAUUUCUUACGCUUCUUAGCUGACACCUAUGACCGAUACAUAGAGAACAACCUAUAUCCAUUUGUUUUUCUUAAUGUUGAUGGAAAUUUGUUUAUUUUUGCUAAUAACCGAGCUAUAUUAUUCGAUUACUUGAAGGAUGUCGUUGUGAGGACGUACCCGGGAAUCCCCGGAGGCGAUCCUCGGAAUUAUCCGAGCACUGGGUCUUCAGUUCUCCUUCCAUUGAAGGACUUACAGGGACCUCAAAUUGAAGCUGAAGUUUUGGUUUGCGGUGGUGCACCCAAAGGAUCGUUCACCAGCGUGAAUCAAAGUCGCAUGUUUGUCGGGGCUUUGAAUACGUGUGGGCGAAUCAAAAUAACCGACCCGAAUGCCCAGUGGGUCAUGGAGACAAUGCCUCUGCCUCGGGUUAUGGGUGACAUGCUUUUACUACCAAACGGCAACGUAUUAAUCAUCAAUGGUGCGGGGUCUGGUACCGCCGGAUGGGAUAAUGGUCGGUACCCGGUUCUCAAUCCGGUAAUUUACCGGCCCAAUAGCCUUAUUGGGUCUCGGUUUGAGGAACAAAACCCGACCACCAUUCCUCGUAUGUACCACUCAACUGCAAUUUUGUUACGUGACGGGAGGGUUCUUGUUGGUGGUAGCAAUCCUCAUCAAUUGUAUGAGUUUACUGAAGUCCUUUUUCCAACAGAAUUAAGAUUGGAGGCAUUCUCGCCAUCGUAUUUAGAUUCAGAGUCUACAAUUUUGCGUCCGAGUAUUCUUUUGCCCUUUUCUCAAGUUAAGCUCGGCUAUGGACAAAAGGUAGCCAUUUGGUUCACCAUAACGGGUGUACUCAAAGAAGAUUUGAUCUCGGUUACAAUGGUAGCACCAUCAUUCAACACACACUCAUUUUCAAUGCACCAAAGACUAUUGGUGCUUAGUGGAGAGAACUUGGUAAAAAUAGGGGAAACCAUUUAUGUAGUGACAGUGAUGACACCGGGUUCCGUCAAUCUUGCACCUUCCGGAUAUUAUCUUUUAUUUGUAGUUCAUCAAGAAAUUCCUAGUGAGGGUAUAUGGAUUCAGAUACAGUAA